Molecule: messenger RNA, 6359 nt
Organism: Pyrus x bretschneideri (Chinese white pear)
Lineage: Eukaryota; Viridiplantae; Streptophyta; Magnoliopsida; Rosales; Rosaceae
Product: DDB1- and CUL4-associated factor homolog 1-like
Exons: 14
Coding region: 287-6097 (1936 amino acids)
Biological process (GO): protein ubiquitination
Cellular component (GO): nucleus; Cul4-RING E3 ubiquitin ligase complex
Molecular function (GO): protein binding
Source: RefSeq, a predicted model, not a curated record
CAAAUAAUCGGGUCGGGCACUUUCCGGAACUUUCCGACUCGACCUUUCUUUCUCACUGUUCCUCUCUGUCCCCUAUAAAAACCGAAUAAUCACGGCGCUGCUUGUUCUAUCAUUUUCCUCUCUCCUCUCUCGCUCUUCAAACUCCAAAUUAUAAAUAACACAAACCUGAAAAACUCCAAUUUCAAAAAACAUAAUAACGUACAUAAAUCAUACACGCAAAAUAUAAUAAAUUCAAUUUCCAAUUGGUAAUCCCUUCCCUCUCUAGGAGUUCUCUCUGUCAUUUGAUAUGGAGGCGGCCAUGGACGAGCAGCAGAACUUAGGGCAAGUCCAAGGGGAGGAAGGCGAAGCCGGGCCUCCAGCUCCCCCUCCACCGCCGGCAGCGCCAGAAUCGCAAUCUCAGGGAGGCGAGGAGGAAGAAGAUGAGGAGGAAGAGGAGGAGGUUAAGAAUGAAUACGACGAAUUGGCUGCCAAGGCUCAGAAGCUUAUGGACAAGAUCACUGCCGCGCCUGAUAACCCUAAUCCUACCGUUCUUCACGCCCUCGCCUCGCUUCUUGAAACCCAAGAAUCUCGAUACAUGGAAGAGAAUGGUCAUUCAUCCAGCAAUGGUCGGACUUCACAUAACAUUGGACGGCUAGGGACCUUAGUCCGGGAUCAUGAUGAUUUCUUUGAAUUAAUAUCUUCAAAGUACCUGUCAGAUGCAAGAUACUCCGUUGCUGUGCAAGCAGCUGCCGGAAGGCUGCUUUUAACCUGUUCACUAACCUGGAGUUAUCCUCAUGUUUUUGAAGACGCUGUUUUGGAGAGAAUAAAAGAUUGGGUGAUGGAUGAGACUUCAAUCUCAUCGGUUGAAUACCAGAAUUGGAAGCAUGAUUUGGGGGGAAAGGAGGUCUCAGAUUUUGAAAUGCUGAAGACCUAUUCUACUGGACUUCUUGCUGUAUGUUUGGCUGGUGGCGGUUCAGUAGUAGAAGAUGUGUUGACAUCUGGGCUGUCAGCCAAACUUAUGCGUUAUCUUCGCAUGCGUGUUUUGGGGGAGACGAGUAUUUCUCAGAAGGAUGUUACUCAUUUAACAGAGAGCAAAAAUACCUUGGGUGCGAUUUGCAUAAGAGGUAGAGAUGAAGGUCGGGGUAGGGCUCGGCAGGUUUUGGAACCAAAUCAUUUUGAUGGUCCACGGAUAACAGAUGAGAGAUGUUUAGAUGACCGGAUUGUUGAAGGGGAUCAUGUCAGGAGUAUCAGUAGGCAAGCGUUUGGUGAAGAACAAUGGGUUGAUGGUGGAAAACCACCUGAUGGAUUGGCUGAAGACGUUGAGAUCAAUGAUGCUGAUGGAAAGAUGAAAUCUGGAGAUCUUGAUGAAAAUGGGAGAGAUGACUCCUCAAGGCGCAGACCCAACCGUGGAUGGACAAGAUCUAGAGGGAAGGGAAGGACCAAUGAAGGACCUCUAGAGGAUCAACAGCUCUUGACCUCUCCAGGAUCUGGUAGUAGGUUGGGACAUGGGAGGAGCCCUAGAGAUAGGAGUUCGCUAAAAAAUUCUGAUGUGAAAAAAAUACCAGACUCUAGGAAGUUAGCGGAUGUUGUCUUUCUGGAAAGGGCGGAUAAUGAUGACUGUUUCCAGGACUGCAGAGUUGGAUGUAAAGAUAUCUCUGAUCUAGUUAUGAAAGCAGUGAGAUCUGCAGAAGCUGAAGCUAGAGCAGCCAAUGCACCUGUAGAAGCAAUUAAAGCUGCUGGUGAUGCUGCUGCUGAAGUUGUCAAAAGUGCCGCUUUAGAGGAAUUCAGAACUACAAAUAAUGAAGAAGCUGCAGUUUUGGCUGCUUCAAGAGCAGCAUCUACUGUCAUUGAUGCUGCUAAUUCAGUUGAAGUUUCAAGGAGCUCUAGUGGCAUCAAUGCCGAAUCAAUGACUUCAAGCUGCACAGAACCAGAAAACCAUGUAGAUGCCGAAGAAUAUUUCAUCCUGGAUGCUGAGUCCCUUGCACAGCUGAGAGAAAAAUACUGUAUUCAAUGUCUUGAGACUCUAGGAGAAUAUGUCGAAGUUCUUGGACCUGUACUGCAUGAAAAGGGGGUGGAUGUAUGUCUUGCACUGCUGCAACGAAAUUCUAGACAUAGAGAGCCGUCAAAAAUUGCGAUGCUUUUGCCUGAUGUAAUGAAGCUCAUCUGUGCCUUGGCUGCUCAUCGUAAAUUUGCUGACUUGUUUGUGGAUAGGGGUGGCAUGCAGAAACUGCUUGCUGUUCCUAGGGUUGCUCAAACCUUCUUUGGUCUUUCUUCAUGCCUAUUUACCAUCGGCUCUCUCCAGGGAAUUAUGGAGCGUGUUUGUGCUCUUCCUUCAGAUGUGGUUUACCAGGUGGUUGAAUUAGCUCUUCAACUUCUUGAGUGCUCACAGGAUCAGGCCAGGAAAAAUGCAGCCUUAUUUUUUGCUGCUGCAUUUGUUUUCAGGGCAGUUCUUGAUGCUUUUGAUGCUCAGGAUGGAUUACAGAAAUUACUGGGCCUUUUAAAUGAUGCCGCAUCUGUAAGAUCUGGAGUAAAUUCUGGGGCAUUAGGGCUCCCUAGUUCAGGAACACUACGGAAUGACAGGUCACCUGCAGAAGUACUGACUUCAUCAGAGAAACAAAUAGCUUACCAUGCUUGUGUUGCUUUGCGCCAGUACUUCAGAGCACAUCUUAUUAUGCUUGUGGAUUCUAUUCGUCCAAAUAAGAACACUCGAAGUGGAGCUCGGAAUCUUCCAAGUGUAAGGGCUGCUUACAAGCCACUUGACAUCAGUAAUGAAGCUAUGGAUGCAAUAUUUCUGCAGCUACAGAAGGACCGAAAGCUGGGUCCUGCAUUUGUGAGAACUCGUUGGUCUGCAGUCGAUAAGUUUUUGGGUUCUAAUGGACAUAUUACUAUGUUGGAGUUAUGCCAGGCUCCACCCAUUGAGCGUUAUUUACAUGAUUUACUUCAAUAUGCAUUGGGUGUUCUACAUAUUGUUACAUUGGUCCCUAGCAGCCGCAAGUUGAUCGUGAAUUCUACAUUAAGCAAUAAUCGUGUUGGUAUAGCUGUCAUUUUGGAUGCAGCAAGUGUUGGUGGUAGCUAUGCGGACCCUGAGAUCAUUCAACCGGCACUUAAUGUGUUGGUCAAUCUCGUCUGUCCUCCACCAUCAAUCAGUUAUAAAGCACCUUUACUUGCACAAGGACAGCAGUCAGUUUCUGCCCAACCCUCUAGUGGUCCUUGUGGGGAAUCAGCUGUAGCUGACCGAGGCAGUGCGGCAGCCCCUGGUACACAGUCCAAUAGUAGCAGCGCUCAAGCUCCUGCUGCCACUGCAACUUCAGGAUUGGUGGGGGAUCGCCGAAUAUCUUUAGGAGUUGGGGCAGGUUGUGCAGGCAUGGCUGCACAAUUAGAGCAAGGCUAUCGCCAAGCAAGGGAGUCUGUUCGCGCCAACAAUGGUAUAAAGGUUCUUCUGCAUCUCCUCCAACCACGCAUAUAUUUUCCUCCUGCAGCACUGGACUGUCUCCGUGCACUUGCUUGCCGAGUCCUUCUUGGUUUAGCCAGAGAUGAUACUAUUGCACAUAUAUUGACAAAGCUCCAGGUUGGAAAGAAACUAUCAGAACUAAUUCGAGAUUCAGGGAGCCAGACAAAUGGAACUGAACAAGGCAGGUGGCAAGCUGAACUUUCACAGGCAGCGAUUGAGCUCAUUGCAAUUGUGACAAAUUCAGGACGAGCUAGCGCAUUGGCUGCCACUGAUGCUGCGAUGCCAACAUUGAGGCGUUUAGAAAGGGCAGCUAUAGCUGCUGCCACUCCUAUCACUUACCAUUCCAGGGAACUACUGCUGUUAAUACAUGAACACCUUCAAGCAUCUGGGUUGGCCGCAACAGCUGCCUCUCUGCUAAAAGAGGCUCAGUUGAUGCCUUUGCCAUCUUUGGCUGCCCCCUCAUCUCUUGUUCAGCAAGCCACUCAAGAAGCUCCUUCAGGGCAACUUCAGUGGCCCUCUGGUCGAACCCCUAGUGGGUUUCUUACAAACAAAUCAAAGUUUACUGCAAAGGAUGAGGAAAUAAGUUUCAAAUUUGAUUCUGCAUUCUCGUAUUUGAAGAAAAAACCUCUAGUGUUCUCUCCUAAUUUAGGUCUACUGUCAAAGAAUCAGUCUCAGUCUCAGUCUCAUGACUCUCACCCCGCAUCAUCCAGGAAAGUUGUUAGUGCAGCAAAACAGUUAUCUGCUUCUGCAAAUGCAUCAGAAACUCCAUCAGUAUCCCUGCCAAAACCUACUACUGAUACAGAGUCCCAUUGUAAGACACCCAUUGUCUUGCCAAUGAAACGAAAAUCAUCUGAGCUGAAGGAUCCUGGGUGUUUGUUAUCUUCUGGGAAACGCCUUCACACUGGUGACCAUGGACUUCGCUCUCCCGUUUGUCUUACACCCACCACGGCGCGCAAGAGUGGCCUACUAACUGAUACUGUUGGAUUCUCUACCCCAACUGCCAACUUGAGAGAUCAGUAUGGUCGAUCAACACCAGCUAUUUUGCCAUCAGAGUUUCCAGAUGAUAACCAGUAUGGUAGUGGCCUUGCAACUCCCGCCUUCCAAUUCGGGCUUCAGAGUGACCCUCAACCAAGCAACUCAGAGCGAUUAACUCUAGACUCUGUGGUUGUUCAGUAUUUGAAGCACCAGCAUCGCCAGUGUCCUGCACCUAUAACCACUCUUCCACCACUCUCUCUUUUACACCCACAUGUUUGUCCUGAGCCAAAACGAAGCCUCGAUGCCCCAUCGAAUGUUACAGCCCGGCUUGGUACACGUGAGUUCAGAAACAUAUAUGGUGGGGUUCACGGUAGUCGCAAGGAUCGUCAGUUUGUUUACAGCAGAUUCCGACCAUGGCGAACUUGUCGGGAUGAUUCAGGUAUCCCUUUGACAUGCAUCUCUUUUCUUAGUGAUUCCUCUCAUAUCGCAGUAGGCAGCCAUGGUGGAGAGCUCAAAAUUUUUGACUCCAAUAGCAGCAACGUACUGGAGAGUUGUGCAAGCCACCAGUCUCCUGUAACGCUUGUUCAGUCACGUCUUUCUGGUGAGACCGAACUUGUGCUUUCGUCAAGCUCCCAGGAUGUGAGGUUGUGGGAGGCAUCUUCAGUCUCUGCAGGGCCUAUGCAUUCCUUUGAAGGGUGCAAGGCUGCAAGAUUUAGCAAUUUCGGGGAUAUUUUUGCUGCUCUACCAACUGAGCCGGCUAGGAAAGAGAUUCUCCUGUAUGACAUCCAAACUGGCCAGUUGGAAUCAAAACUGUCUGAUACAUCUUCUAGCUCUACAGGUCGUGGACAUGUUUAUUCUCAAAUACAUUUCAACCCUUCAGACACAAUGCUGCUUUGGAAUGGGGUCCUGUGGGACAGGCGGGUUUCUACCCCUGUUCAUCGUUUUGAUCAGUUUACGGAUUAUGGGGGUGGUGGCUUCCAUCCUGCUGGCAAUGAGGUGAUUAUAAACUCCGAAGUCUGGGAUCUCCGGAAAUUUAGACUCCUCAGGAGUGUACCUUCAUUAGACCAAACAACGAUAACUUUCAAUGCUCGUGGUGAUGUAAUUUAUGCAAUCCUCAGAAGAAAUCUUGACGAUAUAAUGUCAGCGGUUCACACCCGACGUGUAAAGCAUCCACUCUUUGCUGCUUUCCGCACAGUGGAUGCAAUUAACUACUUUGACAUUGCCACUAUUCCAGUUGAUCGUUGCGUCCUCGACUUCGCAACAGAACCAACUGAUUCUUUUGUUGGGUUGAUCACAAUGGAUGACCAGGAUGAGAUGUUUGCUUCUGCUAGAGUAUAUGAAAUUGGUCGCAGAAGGCCGACCGACGAUGAUUCUGAUCCCGACGACGCUGAGAGUGACGAAGAAGAUGAGGAUUCUGAAGACGACGAUGAUGUGGAUGUGGACCCCAUGCUGGGCCCGGAUCUUGAUGGGGAUGAUAGUGAUAUGGAUGAUAUGAGCAAUGACGAUGAUGAUGAUGGCGUGAGUGACGAUGAUGAUGACGACGACGGAGAUUUCAUCAUGGAUGACUUUGAGGCAGGAGGUGGAAUGCUGGAGAUUGUAACGGACGGAGAGGAGGACGACGACGAUAGUCAGGGGUUCGAAUCGUACAGCAGUGGGGAUGAAGAUUUUGUGAGCAAUGGUUUUGAUGUUUGAAGUAGUAUUUUUUGUCCAGAUGGUGUAAUUAAUAUCUUUGGGUUUCCAUCCAAUGAUUCAUUCUCCAAUGAGAAAAAUGGCCAGUCUCCAUGGUCAAUAGUGUUUUGAGUCGGUGAAACCUAGUCUUAAAAGGGCAACACAGCGGACCAUGGUGGUAUCUUGUGCUAAUAAUGUAACAUUUUGAAAAACUUCUACACGUAUCACUCGCAAAGAGAUCUUCACACAGUGAUGUUCUACGCUAAUAAUGCAACAUUCUAAAGAA